CUAGGAUUAACUGAAGACCAUUUCUCACAUCCAGAGGGUUACUUUGGAUUCACGAGAAUAGAAGAGUUGGAAUUGGCAAUUGAGAAUUGUAAAGAUAUGGUCAAAGAAGCUCCUGAACACACCGAUAAACGGAGAGAAUUAGUGAAAAAGUUGGUACAACUACGCAUGAAAUUACAAGAACUUAAGGAAGGUCCAGAAGAAGAUGAGCCACACAUCAAAGUAGCACUAGGGCAUAAAUUCAGGAAGAAAAAUAGUAAAAGCUCUAAAUAUCACUGCGAUAAAUGUGUGGGUUUAAUAUGGGGUAUGAUUCAGACCUGGUAUAAAUGUAAAGGUUGUGGCUAUAUCUGCCAUGCAAAGUGUUUACCUUCCAUCACAAGGACUUGUAUUAGUAGCAAGGUAAGUAUUUCUACGGCAUCUUUUAUCAUGAAUGUUUGUCCUGAAUCAGGAUUAGCAUCACAGACUUUCAGAUGUGCUGAAUGUAAGAAUCAAAUUGCCGUCAAAAGUACAAAUGCAGAAGCACGUCUGUGUGAUUAUAGUGGUAGUUAUUAUUGUGAAGAGUGUCAUUGGAAUGACUGUGAAAUCAUACCUGCUAGGGUAGUACAUAAUUGGGACUUUGAACCCAAAAAGGUAUCUCGACAGUCAAGACAAUUUUUAAAAUUAAUGAUGAAAAAGGCAGUAAUUAGGAUACAUGAUAUAAAUCCAAUGUUGUUCAAUUAUGUGGAAGAGCUUGGUCAAAUUAGGAAACUUCGAGAAGAUAUUUUAAUAAUGAAGCUUUAUUUCCUGUCCUGUAAAAAUGCCUUGGAAAGUCGAAUUCUUUUGCUGCUCAAAGAACGUCAACAUUUUGUUGAUAACUCUGAGAUUUAUUCUUUACAAGAUUUGAAAGAUACCAAUGAUGGGGUACUUUUAUCUGAAUUGCAUGAAAUUCAUACAGAAUUUGCAAAACAUAUCAAACAAGACUGCCAGUUAUGUCAAGCCAAAGGUUUUAUAUGUGAACUCUGUGGUACUGAUGAGGUAUUAUAUCCAUUUGAUGUAUUAGCAAGUAUGUGUCUUCAUUGUAAUGCUGUAUUUCAUACUGUGUGUUACAGUAGGAAUAACGGGGAAUGUCUGAAAUGUGAGAGAAUGUCUCAAAGGAAGACUCCAGUUGAAACACCACUGCCAUCAUAA
Molecule: messenger RNA, 1164 nt
Organism: Saccoglossus kowalevskii
Lineage: Eukaryota; Metazoa; Hemichordata; Enteropneusta; Harrimaniidae
Product: differentially expressed in FDCP 8-like
Source: RefSeq, a predicted model, not a curated record